AUGUUGGAUUUGGUGGUGCAGGUGUCUCUCCAGCCUUUGAGGAGAGCUUGGGCUUAAAAAAAUCGGAUGACAGAGAAAAAAAAGUCUGAUCCACGUUAGCAACUGCCGCCAUGUCCGGGGCUCCAUCCUCUGCCCCUAAACAGGCCUUGGGUUUGUCAAGACGGGAAACUCGGGAAGGUGCACAGCCGCCAUCUACCGUAGGAGAUAAUCACCAAGAAUGCUACAAGCAUGCAGUGACAGAUAAAGAAGCCGCUCUUCUUACAACCUCAGGAAAUCCAUCACCAUUAGAAGAGAUCCAAAAGAAAACAGGCGCCCAGGUACAGCUGGACCCUGACCCCUCACCCGUGCAGGGCACGAAGAUCGUCGUCAUCAGAGGCUCUCGCAGUCAAAUCGAGGACACAGUCAGGCUCAUCAACCGAACCACAGGUGCUCAGGAGAUGAUCACAGCCCAAGCUGAAGCUUUCUGGCUUGAAUGGGUUCUGGAGGCGUUUCCUGAUCUCGACUCCUCCGCCUACUUCUUGCCUCCUGUCUACGUCAACCGAGUGCCGAUGACCAGGGAGAUAGUUGCUAGCAUGGACGUCCUCGUCCUCCAAGAAGCGCCUACCAAUGCCACUCAGGACACUCGGUCAUCAAAACGAUCACCCACCUCCGACCAGGUUCCCACUCCUCGACCUUCUCCUGUCCAGCAAAGUGACGUCAGAGAUGAUGGCGCCAUGCAGCGGGUUUUCCUCUGUUUGCGAGAAAUGGCCAACAAAAACAAUGAAACUUUGGUUGCAUUGACCCAGCUUCAGUUCGGAGACUACCUGGGGGAACCUUGUUAUUCUGCUGCAGCUGCUCAAAUGCCUUUGCCUAAAACUCUCCCUGCAGACAAACCCCGGCAAUGGAAAUAUGGCGACUUCGAUAUUAUUCUUAUUCACCGAGAGUAUGGCUUUGUCGUCUGCGAGGUGAAGGCUAUCGGAGAAAAAGUUUCUCACAUGACAGAGCAGGAGCUACAUGAGAGCAUUGGCAAUAAGCUCAAGCAGGCGGUGUCACAGCUGGACAAGGCGGAGACCAUGUUGUCCCACCUGGUGUCCGACAUCGAUCCCCACCUGCGUAUCACCAAGACGAUGGCGUUUCCUAACCUCACGGCCACACAGGUGCAACAGGCCAUCGCUAGCGACCCACAACUCACUCAGGAGCUGUGUCGAUGUUUGGGCACAGUGGACCCCACUGCCUUGACUAGACUGUGUCUGUGCUCGGACCAGCUGUCUAACCCUGACACACCAAGUGAUGUCAAUGACGAUGUGCUGCGGGAACUCGGGGAGUGGUGGCAGCACCGUGUGACUAGUCCUGGGCCUGACAGUCACAUGACCUCGGAGAUUUACAAGAAACUGGUGGCUAGGUUCUGCGGUCCAGCGACCACGGUGACAGUGCCCUGCAUAUACCCCACGUCGCUGUGUCAAGACCCUGGCUCAGGCCGUGUCCCUGACAGGAGAGUGCUACGCCCAGAUAACCCUCUUCCCGGAGCAGGUCCUCCUGCUCAACACGGCGCCUCCCAGAGUUUUUCUAUCCGGACCGCCGGGCACGGGCAAGACCGUGGUACUGCAGCUGAUGGGCACAGAAUGGCUGCGACGUGGCCACCACGUCUACGUCGUGAGUACGUGGGAGGAGAGCCGUGCCGCGUGCUGCAUGCUGCUGCACGUUCUGCAGCAGACCGUAAGCACUCGUUUGAGAGGACGGGCUAACCCUGACCGACUACACUUGCUGCAGUUCGACUUGGCCAAGGAGGACGUGGAGGAGGUU
This is a messenger RNA of Pomacea canaliculata, 1782 nucleotides long. RefSeq lists its product as uncharacterized. NCBI's taxonomy places the organism in Eukaryota, Metazoa, Mollusca, Gastropoda, Architaenioglossa, Ampullariidae. Gene Ontology annotation, molecular function: RNA binding. The record is from RefSeq and is a predicted model, not a curated record. Bases 111 to 1724 code for a protein of 537 amino acids. The transcript is spliced from 6 exons.